Messenger RNA from Penicillium mononematosum, 1218 nucleotides. RefSeq names its product PRCC domain-containing protein. The record is from RefSeq and is a predicted model, not a curated record. Gene Ontology annotation, cellular component: nucleus. NCBI's taxonomy places the organism in Eukaryota, Fungi, Ascomycota, Eurotiomycetes, Eurotiales, Aspergillaceae. Bases 1 to 1218 code for a protein of 405 amino acids. The transcript has a single exon.
AUGGUGCUAGUAGGCUACUCCGACUCCGAAGGCUCAGACGCCGAGCCAGACACUACACCCGCACCCCAGGUUAGCAAGGCACCCCAGGUUAGCAAAGCAAAGAAGUUAGGCUCCAAAACUGGGUUCCAGAUCGACCCCAACAACCCGGGCAAGAUCCGCCUCGCAAUUCCAGAAAUCAAAUCUGAACACCCAUCCGGCGAAGACACAGAAGAUGGUCCGCGCAAGAAGGCUCGGUUGGGUGGAGGAGGCCUUUCGGGAUUCAACGCUUUCCUUCCAGCCCCGAAACGAACAGCCGAAAAGAAAGCACCAGUGGCGACAACACGAAAAGUGUUUAGUCUCAAAACAGGAGCAGGCCCUGGAUUUGAUCGCACCUCCGAUGCAGAGAUGAAGAAUGAUUACGCCUUCGAAAAUCUAGCGGGUGGAGAUGCGGAGGACACCAUACCUGCCCCCGGCUCAAACACCGACACUGCAUCAGAAGCAACGGCGGAGACAAUGAAACCCCCAGCUGAGGUUAAAUUGCAAGGAAAUCCGAUGAUGUUCAGACCGUUGUCCGUCGGACGACCUCAAAAGAAGAGAAAGACCACCAAGAUUGCCGAGCAACCAAUACCUUCCUCGUCAGCAGCGCCGAAACCUGCUCAGCCUCUACAGCAAGCCCCUGCCCCUGCACCUUCACCCGCACCUUCACCCGCACCUGCACCACCAAAACCCAAAGUCAGUCUCUUCUCCCUAUCCUCGGACGAGCCCACCUCUCAGCCAACCCCGACGCCUGGAUCAUCAGCAACCUACCAGCCGCUGGUAUACAACGCCGAAGGCGAAGAAGUACCAGCAGCUGGCCCAGUACUCGCCGAGCACACACCAAUCGCCAUGGAGCAUUCGACGGCAACAGUAUCAACCAAUCCUACAUCGUCCUUGGACAGCAUUGCCAAUGAUCUGAACUUGUCCAAGGCCGAAAGACGCCAGCUCUUCGGUCGAAACGCCAUGCCGUCACAGUCACAGGUGCGUACGUUCAACACAGACGAGGAGUACGCAUCAAACCAGGUUCUGGCGCAAGGCGAGCUGGCCGGAGCACAGCACAACCCUGUGCGCGCCAUUGCGCCGGGCAAGCAUACUCUCCAGCAAUUGCUCAAUGUUGCAAGCUCGCAGAAGGAAGCUUUGGAAGAAAGCUUCGCAACGGGCCGGAGAAACAAGAAGGAAGCUGGAUCCAAGUAUGGAUGGUAG